AGUCUGUUAGGAGGAGUACAGAGCAAAAAAGCUAUGGGCUACGUUACCUAUUUAGUCUGUUAGGAGGAGUACAGAUUUUGUUCAGCGCUGCAGCGCCAGGGUUUCUAUUGGUUAUGUUUUUGAUUGAUUGUUUGUCCUUUCAGUGAUUGUUUGUCAUGCAUUUGAAUGUUUCUCGUUUCUUUCUGUGUUCAUUUUUGUGCGUGUUUUUUUUCUUUUAUGGUUGUUUUUUGUUUUGUGGUUAUUGUUGUGAGGGUUACAUCGCAGAGAUCAAAUUUGCGACGGAAGUUUUAAUUGUAUACUUUUUCAGCUUCUUCUGCUCUCGAAGCAGAAGAAAUAUCUGUAAACGGAUGUGGCGAUGGGACAUCUUUGCCUAUGAUCAAAAGGAAGAAGAUAUAUUUGUAGACGGAUGUGGCGAUGUGAAAUCUUUGUCUAUAAUCAAAAGGUGUGAAAUGAGCAUUGUGCAGCUUUGUUUUGGAUUGGAAGAAAUAAUACAAAAAAAAAUUGUCAAAGAAUCCUUUAAUUUAAAGGAUGUAAAUAGCUUAGUUGGUAAUGACUGAUUUGUGGAGGUUUUAGUUUUUUAACAUGGGUUUGAGGAGUUAUGCCUUUCACAAUGAGCUACACAUUUGAUUGCUAAGGCAUGUCCAAGAAUUUAGUGUUUUUUCUACCCAAUAGACAAGGUUUUGAACUUCUUAUUUCAAAGACUUUAGUGUUUUUUGCUACCCAAUAGAAAAGGUUCAAGACUGCUAGAAUAGUGCACUAUUUCCUUUAGAUCAUUCAAACUUUAGCUCCCUACUAUCCCUUAAAUGACUAGUAAAUGUACAAAUUAUUUGAUGAUUUUGAUGCUAAAUUUUUUGAUUAAUAUUAGGUGUGAAAUUCAUUCA
Cryptomeria japonica (Japanese cedar) is the source of this 881-nucleotide messenger RNA. RefSeq lists its product as uncharacterized. The transcript has 3 exons. Bases 156 to 557 code for a protein of 133 amino acids. The record is from RefSeq and is a predicted model, not a curated record. Lineage: Eukaryota; Viridiplantae; Streptophyta; Pinopsida; Cupressales; Cupressaceae.